AUGGCGAAUUGGAUUCGAAUUGUCUCCGCAAGUUUCCACGUCGCUCCACCGCCGUCCGCGCCUCCCUCAACAGACCUCCCUCAGCAUAGCUUCCUCCGCAAAUCUCCCUCCGCAAACUUCUCUCCCGACCCUUCCUCAUCACGCCUCCCUUCUCAGCGCAAGCUCAUGACGGCGGAUGUCUCUACAGGCUCGGAAAUAGGCUCGUCCACACGCGCUAUUCUGGCACCUCUCGAUUUACGCGACAACAACAUCCCUCCACUCUCUUCCAUCCUCACGCGUUCAACAUGGCCUCCCCCAAAACGAUCCCUCCGAGCCCAGCGGCCUCAUGAGAACAACGUAAGUACGUAUCUUGUUCUCCUGUCAAUUGGUUUCUACAUUGACGACGAGCCCGGGACUACCCUCAUCACACUGCCGCCUUCUCCACUACCGCGUCUCUCCCUCUGUAUCAAGUUUCGAACGCUCCUGCUCCUCCUUCUCCUCCUCCUCGCCCUCCUCGCCAUCGUCGCCCUCUUCGCCACCGCCGUCGUCGCAUACGUGGGCAUCUACUACAGGUACAUCCCCACACAGGCCAUCGCCCUCUCCACGCACCCCAGCUAUAACGAGAGCCAUCCCUCCUCUUCCCCCACGGCACGCGCCCGCCGAGCCUGUCCUCCAAUGACAUCCUCGACGCCCGGCGCACGCCAAGAUCGAACAACGCGUCCUCACUGGUGGGCAACUGGGGGCUACGUUCCAUGUCAGACUCAUCACAGAGACCCAACCCCAUGGCAGUGGGAGCUAGACCGUAAUCGGACCGUCGUCAGGAACGUGUGGGCGCUGGCUUUCUUCCGCGGCACGACGACGAAAGCGGGGACGCGCGGGAUUUGA
This is a messenger RNA of Mytilinidion resinicola, 864 nucleotides long. RefSeq lists its product as uncharacterized. The transcript is spliced from 3 exons. Lineage: Eukaryota; Fungi; Ascomycota; Dothideomycetes; Mytilinidiales; Mytilinidiaceae. The record is from RefSeq and is a predicted model, not a curated record. Bases 1 to 864 code for a protein of 287 amino acids.